Messenger RNA from Dipodomys spectabilis (banner-tailed kangaroo rat), 3629 nucleotides. It is a transcript of the gene Mtpn, whose product is annotated as myotrophin. Bases 120 to 476 code for a protein of 118 amino acids. The record is from RefSeq and is a predicted model, not a curated record. The transcript is spliced from 4 exons. Gene Ontology annotation, biological process: regulation of barbed-end actin filament capping. Gene Ontology annotation, molecular function: protein binding. NCBI's taxonomy places the organism in Eukaryota, Metazoa, Chordata, Mammalia, Rodentia, Heteromyidae. Gene Ontology annotation, cellular component: cytoplasm; nucleus.
GAGGCCUCCGCCGCCGCCCGGCCCUGCGCCCGGCCUCCCGCUCGCCCGGCGGAAUCCGCCCUCGGCCUCCACCGCCUCCUCAUUUUCCGCCGGGCCUACCGGUCCGCCCCGCCGCGGCGAUGUGCGACAAGGAGUUCAUGUGGGCCCUGAAGAACGGGGACUUGGAUGAGGUGAAGGACUACGUGGCCAAGGGAGAAGAUGUCAACCGGACACUAGAAGGUGGAAGGAAGCCUCUUCACUAUGCAGCAGACUGUGGACAGCUGGAAAUCUUGGAGUUUCUGCUGCUGAAAGGAGCAGAUAUUAAUGCUCCAGAUAAACAUCAUAUUACUCCUCUUCUGUCUGCUGUCUACGAGGGUCAUGUUUCCUGUGUGAAAUUGCUUCUUUCAAAGGGUGCUGAUAAAUCUGUGAAAGGUCCAGAUGGACUGACGGCCCUUGAAGCCACUGACAACCAGGCAAUCAAAGCUCUUCUCCAGUGAUGAAUGGAUGGACUGAUAACUCAGGACGAAUGACUCUCCUGUGGCCUCACACUGCUGCCUGUCUGUCUGUCACUCUAUCUGCCAGCUUCUUCAGCUAAAUACUUUCGAGAGUGGUGAGGGGAGAGAGAAAUUCAUAACAAAUCAAACUACCAGAAAAAAAAAACAAAACAAAACAUGUCUUGGAGGAGGGGGGAAAAUGAUCGGGCUUUUACUGGGAUUCCUGAUCGAGCCAACCUCUUUUCCAUUUCUAACAAAAUAUACAACUCAUGCCCAAGGGAGAGCCAAGACAGAGCAUUCCAGGCUCAUUUGACCCUUACAGCUCCCUAGCUAAUUUAUUAAUUAGAUUGUGUUGAAGGUCUAGUUAUACAAAGGCCAAUUCCACUUACUUGGUAGCCAUAGCUGCAAGCAGUCGUGGCUGCUGUGAUGUAAACUUAGGGUGCUGAGAUAAGCAAUUAGCUACAGCCUUCUGCCUUAAGAGUGCACUCUCCUGGGGAUCCUGGCUAGUUAAGAGCGCUGCCUGUGGUUGGUGACCAAACCUCUCCUCAGAGACUUUCAGCUCUAUGUGAAAGCUGGGUUAAGUGAGGAGGGGCAUAAUCCCAAAUUACUGGAUGAUUGAAUUUUGGAUUUUCUCUCCCCUUUCACAUGGAUUUCAUGUCUCUAGAUAAAACUGACUAGUUUUAUUUAUAAUACCUUAAAUUUUAGACGUCUGAAGGAGGAAUCAUUUCAGUAUGCAUAAUUUUUUUCUCCUGUAGGUUCAGACAUAGACAUUUAUGUAACAUUUAAAACACUUUCAUAUUCCUGCUGGUAGUAAAAGGAGGUUUAAUAAUAGAAUCAGGUUGGGGAUGUAGUUCAGUGGUAGAGCGCUGUCCUAGCAUAAGUAAGGCCCUAGGUUCAGUCCCUUGCACUGCAAGAAAACAAAACAAAAAACUCCUUGUCUAAAAUAGAACCAUAAUAGCCAUAAGUAGGUUAGUGUCAUAUAAAAACAGAACAGUUGUCUUAGUACCUAUGAAUUCUCUUCAUCUGCUUUUUGAGUGACUCGGCCUCAAAUUAUGUUUGGAGAAUCAAGAAACAUUCUUUGGAAUGUCUCUCUUAGACCCUUCUUGGACUCCGAUUACUUAAUGCACCAAAGCUAUCACGGGGGUGAGGUUUAUUGUUUGGAUAAAUGUAACCCCAUCUCUUUAAAAAUGUUCUUGUCACCAGGUUUCCCUGAGUUGUUGCUAGGCUUCUGCUGCAUAUAUGCCAAUCCACCUACAUAAUAUGCUUUGUAUCGUUUAUGAACAAUAGACUUUUUUUUGUUUCAUGAAUCGUGAAUUGUAUAAAGAGUAACAACUUCAUAAUCAAUUCUGUGUUCUUAAAAUACAGUGCCCUAAAAUGGUGUUCUUGGGACCUGCAGAAAAUUUAGACACAUCUCCAAAUACUAAAGUAGUAAAACUAAUUAAAACAUACAGUCUUAGAUUUGGUAUAUUGCAUUUCGAAUAUUAAGAUCUCUUUGCUUUGCCAUCCAUAUAAGCUUACUAGAAAUAGUAGGGAUUUCCCUUAGGCAACUAAUGCAAUAAUAAUUGAAUGUACCUCAAAUUUUUAAAGGGGUAGGGGUGGGCUAGGGACUUAUAUUUAGAUUAUGGAUAAUAAAAUUAAUGAUAUUUUUAAGGCAAUGUAGCAUUCUACAGCAGGGUUAAACUAUUAUCGAGAGCAGUCAGCCUGGGUAGUAAGUUUUAUUGAUCAGUUGCUGAUUGUGUGUGUGUGUUUGUGUGUGUGUGUGUGUGUGUGUGUGUGUGUGUGUUUCCCCAUGACUCCUUUUUUAUCCUGUGGCCUUUCAACUAAGCCCUGUAUUUUUCCUAUGUUCAAGAAAACAAUCACAAAACAAUGGUUUAAAUACUUUGAUAUAUUUGGCUAAUUCCUGCUGUCUUAACUGAACAUCCUGAUUAGAAAUGGAGGGCACACUCUGUAACUAUCAAAAAUAGUGCACCAGAGUGUUUUGAUAUCCUUGUUUCCACCUCUUGGUAUAAUGCUAUUUAAAAUGCCUGAACUUUCCACAGUUUUCACCUCUCUUUCCAGUGUAGUGUUGCAGUGGCUGCUACAGAGAGUGCACUGUCCUUUCAUUCCUGAACUGCUCUGUGUCCUGCAGUCAUUCUGGUAUCAAAACCACGUGAUUCUCCCUAUACUCAUGUUCCAUGUAAUGCAGUAGAGGCUAUUUUGCCUUCUUUCUUGGCUAUUUUGUAUACUCCAUAACUAUGAAGCAGUUGCUUGAGCAAACAACCUGUAGAAUAGGCUGACCAAGGUGGUUUACAGUGUUGUUGUUUUUUAACUAGGUUAUUUAUAUUGUAUUUCAGAACCACUUGGCAGAUAAAUCCAUAAACACUUUGAGUAAAGGAAGCUAAGAACCCGAUCUGCUUUUUGGUACUACAUGCAUCAGCAAAAGGUUUUGUUUUGUUCUUCACUGAAUUACUAUUUAACAUCUCAGAAAAAUAAAUAAAAUUUGCAUGUUCUGUAGUAUAGUAUUAAAUCAUUUUGUAUGCACUGUAGCAAGUACAAACAGGCAGUUUGCCGGUUUCCGGUAGUACUAACACACCCCUCUGCAGUUUCAGACUGGGAUCUGCAGAGUCCUAAUACCACACCCAGUUAGUUACCCAUAUAGUUCUGCUGUGCUCCACUCACCUGCUAGACCUAGCCUGGCCGGCACAGAGGAGUAGGAGGGAAGUGCAGUGUGUGAAAGCCACAAAAAUUGAUUUCUGUCCCCAGGUAAUAGAUUUAAAAUUUAUAUGUACUUAAUCAUAGAUUUUUGUUUUUAACUUCACCUGAGCUGCUGUUUCCAUCCAUGCAAUAUUGUAUACUCAACUGUGUAUAGAAGCUGGUAAGAGUGCCCUCCUACAUAAAUGAGCAGUUUGCAGUGUUUUGCAUGCAAAAUUUUAAAAAUUUAAAUCGUUCUGAUUCUAUUUUGUAAAUGGAGGAACAAUCAUAUCUUUCUAAGCAGUAACAGGAAGACUAGUGCUUUGUGCAUUUUGAUAUAUUUCAGUUUUUUUCCAUAUUGUCAUACUUUUGACACAAUUGAGUUUCUCAUAAGUAUCCUAGUUCAUGUACAUCCGAAUGCUAAAUAAUACUGUGUUUAAGUUUUGUGUUGCAAGAACAAAUGGAAUAAACUUGAAUUGUGCUACA